Megalops cyprinoides (Indo-Pacific tarpon) is the source of this 2543-nucleotide messenger RNA. RefSeq names its product transcription factor COE1-like. Gene Ontology annotation, molecular function: DNA-binding transcription factor activity, RNA polymerase II-specific; RNA polymerase II cis-regulatory region sequence-specific DNA binding. Bases 407 to 2224 code for a protein of 605 amino acids. Lineage: Eukaryota; Metazoa; Chordata; Actinopteri; Elopiformes; Megalopidae. Gene Ontology annotation, biological process: regulation of transcription by RNA polymerase II. The transcript is spliced from 17 exons. The record is from RefSeq and is a predicted model, not a curated record.
UCUGGAAGCUCUACUUGAUCCUAUUGUUUCUUAAACUGACAUCAGAGCUUUUUUUACGAAGUCUCUUAAUACAGAAGGGACGUCGUCUACUCUCAAGUGAGCUUUUCUGCUUUUGGGUUUCGUUGUUGCGUUGACAUAUUUUGUUGCUUUUAUUUGAACUGCUUUUUGCAGCGAAAUCUGGAUUCUGAUAACUUGUGUUUCUUUGACACUUUUUUGUUUUUUGCUUUUUUUGUUUUGUCUUCCUUUCCCCUUUUUUCCAAGAAAAAGACAUAGGAAAACGCACCUGCAUCUUCCGAUAGACAAUACACUCGUUCGCACGCGGUAAAGCAUUUACCCGUGAUCAGAGGAAAGCUGGUCGCGAAAGCAGAGGAAUAGACACCCAGGGAGUCUGAAAGAAUCUGUUUUCAUGUUUGGGAUUCAGGAGAGUAUUCAAAGGAGUGGGAGUAGUAUGAAAGAGGAGCCGAUCGGAUCCGGGAUGAACGCAGUUCGAACAUGGAUGCAAGGAGCCGGAGUCCUGGAUGCUAACACUGCCGCUCAAAGCGGAGUGGGUCUGGCCCGGGCGCACUUUGAGAAGCAACCGCCGUCAAAUCUGCGGAAGUCCAACUUCUUCCACUUCGUUUUGGCUCUGUACGACAGACAAGGGCAGCCGGUGGAAAUCGAAAGGACUUCUUUCGUCGGCUUUGUUGAAAAAGAAAAGGAAACCAGCGCCGAGAAGACGAACAAUGGAAUACACUACAGACUUCAACUUCUGUACAGCAAUGGCAUCAGGACAGAGCAGGAUUUUUAUGUGCGACUCAUCGACUCUAUGACCAAACAGGCAAUUAUAUAUGAAGGUCAAGACAAGAACCCUGAAAUGUGCCGGGUAUUGCUGACACAUGAGAUCAUGUGCAGCCGCUGCUGCGACAAGAAGAGCUGUGGGAACCGCAACGAGACGCCCUCUGACCCCGUCAUCAUCGACAGGUUCUUUCUGAAGUUCUUCCUGAAAUGCAACCAGAACUGCCUGAAGAAUGCAGGGAACCCGCGGGACAUGCGGCGGUUCCAGGUGGUGGUCUCUACCACUGUGAACGUGGACGGUCACGUCCUAGCCGUGUCAGACAACAUGUUUGUGCACAACAACUCCAAGCACGGGCGGAGGGCCCGCAGGAUUGACCCCUCUGAAGGUACGCCGUCAUAUCUGGAACACGCUGCCCCCUGCAUCAAAGCCAUCAGCCCCAGUGAGGGGUGGACGACAGGGGGCGCCACCGUCAUCAUCAUCGGGGACAACUUUUUUGACGGGCUGCAGGUCAUUUUCGGCACCAUGCUGGUCUGGAGCGAGCUCAUCACCCCGCACGCCAUCCGGGUUCAGACCCCUCCCCGACACAUCCCGGGCGUGGUGGAGGUCACCCUGUCGUACAAGUCAAAGCAGUUCUGCAAAGGCACACCUGGACGCUUCAUCUAUACCGCGCUGAACGAACCCACCAUCGACUACGGCUUCCAGAGACUCCAGAAAGUCAUCCCUCGGCACCCUGGAGACCCAGAGCGCUUGCCAAAGGAAGUGAUUCUGAAGAGGGCGGCUGACCUUGUGGAAGCACUGUACGGAAUGCCACAUAAUAACCAGGAGAUCAUCUUGAAGCGGGCGGCGGAUAUCGCGGAGGCGCUGUACAAUGUGCCGCGGAACCACAACCAGCUGGCGGGCCUGGGGAACAGCUCCGUCCACACCGGCAUGAUGGGGGUCAACUCCUUCCCCGGCCAGCUGGCCGUCAACGUGUCCGAGUCGUCGCAAGCUACCAACCAGGCUGCAGGUUUCACCCGGAACACGAGCAGCGUAUCGCCACACGGCUACGUCCCCAGCUCCACGCCCCAGCAGACCAACUACAGCUCCGUCACCACCAGCAUGAACGGCUACGGCAACACGAGCAUGUCCAACCUGGGCGGCUCGCCCAGCUUCCUCAACGGGUCAGCGGCCAACUCGCCCUACGCCAUCGUGCCCUCCAGCCCCACCAUGGCGUCCUCCACCAGCCUGCCCUCCAACUGCAGCAGCUCCUCGGGCAUCUUCUCCUUCUCUCCCGCGAACAUGGUGUCCGCUGUCAAGCAGAAGAGCGCCUUCGCCCCUGUGGUGCGGCCGCCAGCCUCGCCCCCGCCCACCUGCACCAACACCAACGGCAACGGCCUGCAAGAGCAGUCUUUUGUGGACUCUAGCAAGUACUCCACGUCCAGCUCACUGCAGGCUCUGGCCUUCCCCUGAAUGAUCCCUGGAAUGAUUGUUCCCCCCAUGUAGAAGAACAGCACAUGUUUGACUGCGUGGUUUCCGGAACUCUGGAUGUGGAUGGAGUCCAGCCAUCGAGGAAAUAAAAUCUUUCACUCAGGCCUUUGCUCUUUUUUCUGUGUUUUUGUUUUUUAAAGGAAAAAAAUGAACAUUUGAACAAUAAGAAAAGAACAAUUGCAACAACUUUCCCUGCUUUUUAAAUUUGUAAAUCUUGUUAUACACUUUUUUGAGGAGUGGUUUUGAGGAAGGGAGGCCACAAGUUCACCUGAAACCCCCCAUCCCCCCAUCCCCCCCAUCC